This is a messenger RNA of Drosophila guanche, 2127 nucleotides long. It is a transcript of the gene MCU, whose product is annotated as calcium uniporter protein, mitochondrial. The record is from RefSeq and is a predicted model, not a curated record. Lineage: Eukaryota; Metazoa; Arthropoda; Insecta; Diptera; Drosophilidae. Gene Ontology annotation, biological process: mitochondrial calcium ion homeostasis; calcium import into the mitochondrion. Gene Ontology annotation, cellular component: mitochondrial inner membrane; uniplex complex. The transcript is spliced from 9 exons. Gene Ontology annotation, molecular function: uniporter activity; calcium channel activity. The coding region runs from base 596 to 2080 and encodes 494 amino acids.
UCAUCCGCCGUGGACAACGCAACUCAGUCGCACUUACUAGCGUUAGUAAAAGUUCCGCGCGCGACUUUAGAGUUAAGUGUUGACGUCUGGUUUUUCUCCAAAAGCACAUGCAAUUAUCUAUUUGAAAUCGAGUGAAUAAUAGAUAUAGCACGUGCAAACAGGUACUUGAUAAUUAGCGACAACUUCGAGUCGAGAAAACGUCGUCGCGUGUGCAAAAAGAGUGUGCCGGUGUCCGGGUCGUGGGCGAAGAGAGUGCCAAAGAGAAGAGAAAAGCCGAAAAGCCGCUUUGUUAAUAAUUAAGUGCAAUAAGUUAUAGCCGGUGCUAUAUACAUAAUUCGAGUGAUAAUCGUUGUGUGGUUGUUGUUUUGUGCGUUCUGAAUAUGUUCAGUGUUUAAAAUAAAAGUGAAACAAGACCGGGAAGAGUCGCUGCCCUUUCGUUUGCCCACAGCCCAAACCGUGUUUUUGUGAUUCACUAAACUCCCCCUUCUCCCCAACAAACCUAUUGCUGUGUCAAGCUGUCCAUCCACCCACCACCACCCCCUCAGAGUGCGCUUGUUUUUGUAGUGUAGUGUAGUGUAAUCGGACGGAAGGAAGCAUGUCCAGAAACGGCGCUGCCGUGGUGAGUGCCUUCCGCCUCCUCCUGCGUCCCUCGGGUGUCAGUCGGCAUCGAGGCCUGCGUUUGGCCCCUGUGACGGCCUUUGCUCUGCACUUGCGGCCUUGCGGCGGCCAUGAGCUGCAGCAACACAGAACUUUCGCUGCCACAACGUCGGAUGAUGAUGGGAAGCAUCCUCUCGACAAACAUAAAACGCAACUGGAAACAGGAGAUAUCACGCGACUCACUUUGCCAGAGCUAAGGACACGCCUGCGAGCCCUCGGACUGAGUGCAACGGGCAAGAAACAGACACUAGUCGAGCGACUAACAGCGACACAGACAACCAGAACAACAGCACCGGAACACACACCAUCCACCAGGCGUACAAGUGAAAUAAUGGCAGCAUCUUCUGCAGAAACAACGGCGAAAACAGACUCCAAUUUGUCGAUGAUGGAGGCGAAAGGUGGAGGUGCAGGUGGUGGGACCUCUGGGGAAGGAGCAACAGCAACGGCAAUCGUGGCCGUGCAGCAGCUCGUAAAUAAUUCGAACACGAGCAGGAGUCCUGCUUUCGACAACCAAAAUGCAGCACAAAAUGACGACAUCUUUGUGGAGUACGUGAAUGGUAUGCCGCACAUGACCGUUCGACUGCCAAGUCGCAACGAAUUAUGUCAGUUUGCACUGAAACCGAUCUCGCACAAUGUUGGGGAUCUUCUCUCGAUGCUGAGGGAGGAGGAUCGUGGCAUUGAUCGGGCGGCGGUGAUCAAUAAGAAUGGAGUGCGCAUUGCCUCGUCCUGCACCAUCGAUAGCCUGCUGGAUGAUACAUUUAGCAUACAAAUCAACAAUCGCACUAUGGAAGUGAAUCCACCGAAGCGUGACAAGAUCACACUGGAGUCCAUGGACAAGGUGGGCGAUGUGCGUAAGGUUAUUGCUCAGCUCUAUGAGGCAUUCAAUGUGGGCGAAUAUCAGCUGGAGAAGAGCAAUCAACUGGCCAAGGAACUGGAGAGCAUACGCUACGAGCUGGAGCCACUCGAAGAGAAGAAACUUGAACUAAGCAAAAAGGCCACUCGUCGCACCAACUUUAUGACUUGGAUGGGUCUCGGCCUGAUGUCCGUGCAGUUUGGCAUUUUGGCCCGAUUGACCUGGUGGGAGUACUCUUGGGAUAUCAUGGAGCCGGUUACAUAUUUUGUAACCUACGGCACGACAAUGGCCAUGUACGCCUACUACUGUGUGACCAAGAGGGAGUACAUGAUGGAGGCUGUGAAAAACCGCGAAUACUCGCUGACCAUCUACAAGAAUGCCAAGAAGAUGCAAUUCGAUGUGGAGCACUACAAUCAGCUGAAGCGCAAGACGGCGGAACUGGAGUACAAUCUGAGAAGGAUCAAUGAUCCGCUGAACAUGCAACUGCCAUCGCAUCUGGUGCGCACCCAGGAGAACACGCCCCCGACCGACCAGCAGCAGGACGAGCCCAGGGUGGGUAAAAGUAACUAAGGACAUGGCUGGACUUUGUCGCAAUCAGCGGCAAGAGACGACCAAAA